Molecule: messenger RNA, 195 nt
Organism: Racocetra fulgida
Lineage: Eukaryota; Fungi; Glomeromycota; Glomeromycetes; Diversisporales; Gigasporaceae
Source: the annotation of a GenBank genome assembly
AUGAGUGGGUACAUGAAUGGAUACACGAGUGGGUACAUGAAUGGAUGCACGAGUAGGUACAUGAAUGGAUACACGAGUAGAUACAUGAAUGGAUACACGAGUAGGUAUAUGAAUGGAUACAUGAAUAGGUAUAUGAAUGAAUACAUGAAUAGGUAUAUGACUGAACACAUUAAUGAUAUUAUAACGUAUGCAUAG